AUGGACCCCUACAAGUACCGGCCGUCGAGCUCCUUCAACGCCCCGAUGUGGAGCACCAACUCCGGCGCGCCCGUCUGGAACAACGACAACUCCCUCACCGUCGGAUCCCGAGGUCCGAUCCUGCUGGAGGACUACCACCUGGUGGAGAAGAUCGCCGACUUCGACCGUGAGCGCAUCCCGGAGCGGGUGGUACACGCCCGGGGUGCCAGCGCCAAGGGCUUCUUCGAGGUCACCCACGACGUCUCCCACCUGACCUGCGCCGACUUCCUCCGCGCGCCGGGGGUGCAGACCCCCGUCAUAGUGCGCUUCUCCACCGUGAUCCACGAGCGCGGCUCCCCCGAGACGCUCCGCGACCCGCGCGGCUUCGCCAUCAAGUUCUACACCCGGGAGGGCAACUGGGACCUGGUGGGCAACAACUUCCCCGUCUUCUUCAUCCGCGACGGCAUGAAGUUCCCGGACAUGGUGCACGCGCUCAAGCCCAACCCCAAGACCCACAUCCAGGAGAACUGGCGGAUCCUCGACUUCUUCUCCCACCACCCGGAGUCGCUCCACAUGUUCACCUUCCUCUUCGACGACAUCGGCGUGCCCGCCGACUACCGCCACAUGGACGGCUCCGGCGUCAACACCUACACGCUGGUGAACCGCGCCGGCAAGGCGCACUACGUCAAGUUCCACUGGAAGCCCACCUGCGGCGUCAAGUCGCUGCUGGAGGAGGAGGCGGUCACGGUGGGCGGCACCAACCACAGCCACGCCACCAAGGACCUCACCGACUCCAUCGCCGCCGGCAACUACCCGGAGUGGACCUUCUACAUCCAGACCAUCGACCCGGACCACGAGGAGCGGUUCGACUUCGACCCGCUGGACGUGACCAAGACGUGGCCCGAGGACGUGGUGCCGCUGCAGCCCGUGGGGCGGCUGGUGCUGAACCGCAACAUCGACAACUUCUUCUCGGAGAACGAGCAGCUGGCCUUCUGCCCCGGGAUCAUCGUCCCCGGGGUGUACUACUCGGACGACAAGCUGCUGCAGACGAGGAUCUUCUCCUACUCCGACACGCAGCGCCACCGGCUGGGGCCCAACUACCUGCUGCUGCCAGCCAACGCGCCCAAGUGCUCCCACCACAACAACCACUACGACGGGCUCAUGAACUUCAUGCACCGCGACGAGGAGGUCGACUACUUCCCCUCAAGGUUCGACCCCGCCAAGCACGCGCCCCGCUACCCCAUCCCCUCCCGCACCCUCAACGGCCGCCGCGAGAAGAUGGUGAUCGAGAAGGAGAACAACUUCAAGCAGCCCGGGGAGAGGUACCGCUCCAUGGACCCGGCAAGGCAAGAGCGAUUCAUCAACAGAUGGAUCGACGCGCUGUCGGACCCCCGCCUCACCCAUGAGAUCAAGGCCAUCUGGCUCUCCUGCUGGUCUCAGGCUGACAAGUCUCUCGGCCAGAAGCUCGCGAGCCGUCUCAGCUCCAAGCCGAGCAUGUAA
Messenger RNA from Triticum turgidum subsp. durum (durum wheat), 1479 nucleotides. Lineage: Eukaryota; Viridiplantae; Streptophyta; Magnoliopsida; Poales; Poaceae. The record is from the annotation of a GenBank genome assembly.